CCAAGCCCACCAUGGCCGACGAGAUCGAUUUCACUACUGGAGAUGCCGGGGCUUCCAGCACCUAUCCUAUGCAGUGCUCGGCCCUGCGCAAAAACGGCUUCGUGGUGCUCAAAGGGCGACCGUGCAAGAUAGUGGAGAUGUCAACUUCCAAAACUGGGAAGCACGGCCAUGCGAAGGUUCACCUUGUUGGAAUUGAUAUUUUCACUGGCAAAAAAUACGAGGAUAUUUGCCCUUCUACUCACAACAUGGAUGUUCCGAAUAUUAAGAGAAAUGAUUAUCAACUGAUAUGCAUUCAGGAUGGUUACCUUUCCCUGCUGACAGAAACUGGUGAAGUUCGUGAGGAUCUUAAACUGCCAGAAGGUGAACUAGGCAAAGAAAUAGAAGGAAAAUACAACGCAGGCGAAGAUGUACAGGUGUCCGUCAUGUGUGCAAUGAGUGAGGAAUACGCUGUAGCCAUAAAGCCCUGCAAAUAAGGCGGGGCAGACAUCAGGCCUGAAUAAACCAUUUAGGCCUGGGUCAUUUGCAGGUGUCAAGUUUGGCUAUAAGUAGCCACCAAAGCCAUGGCCUUCAUCAGCCAGCUCGGUUUUUUGUUUUUUUUUUUUUGUUUUUUUUUUUUUAACUUUUUUGACAUUAUACUGGGUUAGUUUUGUAAGUAACUGGCAAAUUAAGAAAAUAAGAUAUAUGACUCUUUUUCCGUAGUUUUGUAGAUCUCUUCCCUGUAACAUUCCUGUGGUUUUCAGUAUGUGACUCCAAGAAUCAGACAAGAUAGUUUCAGCAAAUAUAAUUUGUGUGAUAAAAUUACUCUGUCAUUUUUUUUAGUCAGUGAUAAGUAAACCAGGGUUUGAAAUCAGCAUAACAUAGAGUGGUAUUACAGUGCCACAUUAGGUUGAUUUGCUCUGUAUUCAUUUCAGACUUAAUAGUAUAGAAUCUAUGAACUGUGGAUUGGAAUUGUCAGUACGGCAAAAAAAAAAAAAAAACUUUUUACAAAAUUAUGUUAUCAAAACUGUCAGUUAUCUUGGUGGGCAUGUACAACUACAUGUUUCCCUCCAUCAUACUAUCCUUGGCAACUCUGAAAUCACCCUAUAUGGUGAAACGGAAGUACCUUCUUGUAGUUAACACAUUGAACCUGUGCAUUGAACCUAUGAAUAUGCACUACUUCAUAAAGUUUGCCAAUAAUGAAAUUAAAAGGUGGGUUGAUUUACCUGUUAAAUUCAAAGCAAAAACUUCAUGGAAUAAAUUUUGUGAUGGGAUUUUCAAAUGUUUCACAGCAAAGUAAACUUACGUUUAAUUCCAUUUUUCACAAACUUAUUGAAGUAGACACUUGUGAACAAGUUAGUCUGUAAAGAAGAGAAAUGUGAGAAAAGGGUUUGCAUCAAGCUGUAGGUUUUCAUUUGCUGCUUUUGUACUCAGCAUAGUAGUACAGAGUUAUUUUCAGGUUCUGUUUUUGACUUUUGUAACACCACCAGCAAUCCCAACAUCAAGAGGAAUGACCUGCAUUUAUAAGAUUCUGUGCAGUGCUUCCUUCCAACAAUGUUCGUGAAAAGUUAACAUUUAUCACCAGUUAUUCCUUUCUUAUGAGUAGAUUUUUGGGCAAUAGAAUAUUUUGUUAGAUGAAAACUGGAAAUUCUUUAACUUUAUUUGAAGACUUUGUAAAAUUCAUGUCCAUUUUGCUAAAGUGAAAUGAAAAAUAAUCAUGGAAGAAGUGCUACUUUGUGCAAAAAUUUAUUAUAAACAUGUAUGUUUUCUGAUUGUCAUAUGACUUAAUUCAAUGACUAGUAUGAUAUAUAACUGAGAAAGAAUCCUACAAUUUAAUUAUUUUAAAAGGUAUUUUAAGUGACAGCCUGAAUUUCUCUGUACUCUUUUGAGUCCCAUGUAUGUUUCCAAGACAUUUAGAGUUUGUGAGCAUCUUUGACUUGGUUACAUUUAUUAUAUUGUAGUGAAACUUAGAGCCAAAUCAUAUCUAAGUAAUACCUUGAUUUUUUUUUUUUUUUUAAUUCUGAAGCCUUCCUCCUCACCCCACAUCAUGCCUUGGCCUCUUAAAGACCCUUACUCUCAUCCUCUAGCAAAAUCUCCAUGAUGACCUAACCAACCGAAUCAGCAGUAGGAACCAGAACUGGGAGCAGAGCACUCCAGUCUUACAGACUUAAUUUGUUACUCUGUCUUAAAUUCAACAGACCCUUUGAGAAGAAGCAAGAUACUUUCAGAAAAAAAAAAAAAGAAAAAAAGCAAGGUGAAUUCUAAAGCACAAGAAAUAUGGAGGUGGUCCUUAAAUGUUUUUUAGUAUAGCAGUGUUAGCUUUUGCCCAUCUAAAGCACAAUUAGGAAUUAGGCUAACUUCUUUCCAGUAUUCUGUGUAAGUAUCUGCUACAUGCUCCUCCAGGUCUUAGUACCCUGGGAUGUGUAACCUGCCGCCAGUCAACAUUGUUAUUACUCACAGGAAUUCCAGAAACUUAUCACUCAUGCUGCUUGCUGAUCAGUUCGAUGGCCCCAGCCAACGAUGCUAGUGUUCUGAACUAGUAUUAUUCUUUAUUGUAGCAUGUCUUUGUCCUUAACUUGUCCGACUUCAUGUAAAUAUAUUUUCAACUGAGAUAUAAGGGUGUACAAAUUAUGAGAAUGCAUCUCUAUCUUCAUACUUGAAUGGCAAAAGAUAUUUAUGUAUAAAUAUCUCAUUUUAAGUAUAUAUGAAAUGUAAAUACUCUGUGUAACUAUACGUAUAGAUUUUGAAGAUUUGAGACUUUAUUUUCACAUGACUCAAGAUAAUUCUUUAGGGCAAAAUUUUCAUUCAGUAAAGCUUUAUAAAUUGCAUUAAAAAGGAAAGCAGGGGACAAAUAUUUUUAAUAGAAGUCAUUUCAUUUUCGACAUUAGAGAAGUGUUUCGAAGUUUAUUGGUAGUCUUUGUGUUUUGUGUGCAUGUGUGUGUGGUUUUUUUUACUAAGUGUUAAAUGUCACAAAUGACAUUGUAUGGAAUGUUGAUUGUAUUAACAUGAAUAUUUAUUUCUUGCUGUAACAUUUUGUUUCUACUGAAGAAGAUUGUUAUUAUAGCUCAUUUACUAAAAGGUUGUAUACCCUUUGAGAUAGCUCAAACCACAGCUCCUUUGACUUUGCACUUGCAUCAAAACAUAAUUGUGAUGUUUUGUUCAUGCGCCUCUCUGGGGUCUGUCAAUCACUUGAAGAAAUUUGCUGCUAGCCAGGCUUGAAGCCCAUGACUGUUUCCCUUCACGGUACAGUUUCUGUACUGUUGCUUUAAAGUAAUACCAAAACUUCUGCAGCCAGAGAAUAUCUUUAGUAGGAAAUGCUGCAGUAAAAUAUUUAGGCUAUGAAAUCUGGGGACACAGUUUCUCAUUAUUGCACUAUUUGAGUGCACACACAGCUUUAUAUGUUUGUUCUUUUUCCAAAGUCUUUCCAAUUUUUAAAAAGUACUGUAGUCUGGUAGUGCCUCUAAUGUUGGUACAUUUUUUUUUAUUUAAAAUUUUUUUCUGGAAUUUGUUUUUGUACUCUAGGGUUUCUCAAUUAGAUUAUUUCUAGUUGAGCUAUAAUUUGAAUGCUUUAUUCUCAGGGCUGUUUAUGCUAAGAACUGAAGUUUCAUUAUUUAAAGCUAACUGCCGAAAGUAUGUUGUGAAAUUUUCCCAAAAAUUGUAAUACAGUGAUGCAUACAUACAUAAUAAAAAUUCUUAAUACCAACCUCCUUAAACUACAUGUUAAGUAUUAAAGAAAAAAGAAAACGUUAGUAAUAUCAAUAUUAGAAUCUUGCAUAUGUUUUCACUUUAUAAUAGAAUUUGGUAGCCUUACCUUAAAAACCUAUUCUUAAUGAUACAUUGAAAGUAUUCCUUUGGAAAGAACCCCAAAGGUGGCAUAAUCUUUUGAGUACAUCAAGAUGUUUACAUAAUGAUCCUGACAAUGAACUAGGAACACACUGACUCUGAGAAAAUAUGACUCUUAUCACAAAGGCAAAAACAAGAAUAUUUCCAUAAGCAGUAUAAUAUAUUGAUUAACAGAUUCAGGUUUUCUAAUAGCAUGCAUGCAUAACAUUUCAUAGUUUUCAAGAUUUUUUUUCUUGCUACCAUUAAAACAAAAAAAGACAACAAAGAUAUAAGAAAAAUUUAGUUUGAGAAUCAUAAGUUUGAGACAACUCUAUCAACUUUAUUAAAUUUAUUUGCUCUGAAUUUGGUAUAUGGUAUCAUUAUUUGAUUUUGCAGGGAACAUUUGGAUUUAACUUAUGGACGGCAGAUGUUCUGUGGGAACAUGACUGGAAGUCACUGUAUAAUUUGCUUUUCCAUUAAGUAAACAUCUGAACACCAACUGAACUACCAAGUGAGGUCAAGUGCCUGCCAAGUACUGUGUCCAUGUUCCGAAUGUGAAAGAUACAUCUCCUAGCAAUGCAUAGCAGACUCUCACUGGCUGGAAACUGGCUUGUUGCCAACUUGACCACACACAGACCUCCGUUCUCCUGAGGACAGGCAGCAACUGGUCUUAUAAUGUAAUAAAGAGGGACUCCUUCAUUUCUAGGAAGUCAUGAAAACUCUGUUUUAGCAUUGAUAGAAUUAGGUUUGUUUCAGUUCGAGAUGGCACUUUCUAAAAGCUCUGGACUGAGCUGUAUUCAGCAGUGAUGGAACAGCUCGUCCUAAAGCAGCUGUGAUCAUUCUCAAGGGGAACCUAUGACUCACAUCUACUUUUCACUGCGAUUAAUAUCAAUUAUACGAAAGCAUUCGAUUAUUGCAAAUAAUGCAGAUUACUAGUUCUGUGCUAGUGUAAUGAAACUAAUUUUAUACUGUUGUGUACAUUAUUGUCUUCUCCAAAGAUAAAAUAGUUGCAAUGGCAUUGUCUACUCCAGUGGCACUUCCUUAAUAAUACAGUUUUACUUGUCUUAGGUAGAGAACUCUUGUUCUGACCUGCAGAGAUCCAAAUGUUUUAGCCAAAUCUUCAAAGUAGCUAUGUAAGUAAUAUCAUUAUUAUAAUUGUGCAUUAUGCAUUUCAAAAAUGGCCAUAUUUCAAACGUAGAGUACUUGGCCCUACUAAAAUAUUUGUAGCUGGUGAACUUAUGCAUUUAAUGUUUCACUAAAAUAUGUGUAUAUUUAUUAAUAUCAUCCGUUAUAUUAAAUAAAAUACAAUUUAACAG
Molecule: messenger RNA, 5114 nt
Organism: Ochotona curzoniae (black-lipped pika)
Lineage: Eukaryota; Metazoa; Chordata; Mammalia; Lagomorpha; Ochotonidae
Gene: EIF5A2
Product: eukaryotic translation initiation factor 5A2
Exons: 4
Coding region: 12-473 (153 amino acids)
Biological process (GO): positive regulation of translational elongation; positive regulation of translational termination
Molecular function (GO): ribosome binding; translation elongation factor activity; RNA binding
Source: RefSeq, a predicted model, not a curated record